AUGGGGGAAGCUCAAGAACUCUCACUACAGAUUAAAGGUCAUGAAGCCAAAGAAGCAAGCCCACCUGAAAAUGCCAAUGUCAACCACCACUCAACAGUCUCAAAGCUUAGACAAUACAAGUGGUGGAUCCAAAUGGUCAUUUUCUCUCUUUUAGUUCUCUCUGGCCAGUCAGCUGCCACACUCUUGGGAAGACUCUACUUUGACAAAGGCUAUGCAUUGAACCUUUCUAUAAUCCAGUUCGCUUUUCGAAAAAUUCUUAAGAGGGAAACUUUUAAAGUGGUCAUGGAUGUAAUAAUCUACCAAUCUCUCGUAGCGACAUGUGUGAUCCUAGUGGGGCUUUUCUCUAGUGGGGAAUGGAGGAAUUUGGGAAGAGAGAUGAAAGAAUAUGAACUUGGUAACGUAUCGUACGUAAUGAACUUGGUAUGGACUGCUAUGACAUGGCAAGUGUUUAGCAUUGGGGCAAUUGGGCUGAUUUUUAAGGUCUCUUCACUAUUCUCCAAUGUCAUAAGUACCUUGGGUUUGCCCAUUGUUCCGGUUCUUGCCGUGUUCAUUUUCCAAGACAAGAUGAGUGGAGUGAAGGUGGUUGCAAUGUUGUUGGCCAUUUGGGGUUUUGCAUCUUAUAUCUAUCAGCAUUAUCUCGAUGAUUUGGAAUUGAAAGCUGAAAGUAGAAUCGUUAAUGAAGUUUCUCUAGUUGAAAGAGCUUAG
Ilex paraguariensis (yerba mate) is the source of this 705-nucleotide messenger RNA. Lineage: Eukaryota; Viridiplantae; Streptophyta; Magnoliopsida; Aquifoliales; Aquifoliaceae. The record is from the annotation of a GenBank genome assembly.